GACACAAAAUAUACUGUAUGCGUCAUACUUCAUAUGUUGUCUGUGUUUGUACUUGCAACUGCACGGUGCAACAAGUAGCGAUUAUCGAUUAGUAAUGUCCCGCCUCUUGCAUGCAAACCGCGCUUCCAAUGAAGCCUGCGCAAUUGCUACAUUAUGUCUGGAGUAUGAUAUUCACUGAAAAACGGGGCGACUGAAGAGCCUUCAGUAUCUUGCGCGCUUUUAAAGAACGACCAUGACGAUCACAUCUGACUUCGACAAGCCGUCGUUUUCACAUUGUUAUAACGAGUACCACAGUUACAGUCUCCAGCUGAAUCGUUGGUUUCUAAAACCAAUCGGUGCCUGGCCAGAAUCGUACGCCACUACUAUUGCCAAGAGACUCCUGCCGAGAAUCAUUCAAAUAACGUGCUACAUUCUUAUAGCUUUCGUAGUCGUACCUUCUCUGUUGUACUUCUAUCUCGAAGAGCAGGAUCUCGAUACCAAGCUCGAUUUAGUGGGUCCCGUAAGCCACUGGAUCAUGAGCGCGAUAAAUUACACUUCUCUGCUGUGGCGCGGCAAAGAUAUACGUUGCUGCAUCAAGCACAUGGAGAACGACUGGUACGCGGUGAGCAGAAGCGAGGAUUGCGAGGCGAUGAUCAAAUACGCCAAAUUCGGCCGAUCUGUGGCUGGCUUCUGCGCCGUUUUCAUGCAUUGCGGUGUGUUCUCGUACAGUGCGGUAAACAGUUUGACGCCGAUCGUCACCGUGAUCGGCAACGAAACCAUCUCGGCGCGAAAGCUGCCUUGCCCGUUCUACAGCAAGUUACUGGAUACCAGUCGCACUCCGGCAAAUGAGAUCGUGCUGGCGCUGCAAUUUUUAUCCGGUUUUAUAGUUAAUUCCGUCACGGUCGGUGCAUGCAGUCUCGCCGCGGUCUUCGCGAUGCACGCGUGCGGACAAUUCGCCGUGCUCUACAUGUGGCUGAAUGAAUUGGUCGAUGAAGAAAAGAAGGAACAAUAUGCCGAGUACAAACUAGCUAACAUAGUCGAGCAUCACCUACGUGUGUUAAAUUUCCUAUCACGCGUCGAGAAUAUCAUGAAUCAGAUAUGCCUAGUGGAAGUAGUUGGAUGCACCUUGAAUUUGUGCUUACUUGGCUUCUGUUCCAUCAAGGAAUGGAAUGCGGGAAACACGAAGACUAUAGCAACAUACAGUAUAGUAUUCAUAUCCGUAUCUUUUAAUAUCUUUAUAUUUUGUUACAUCGGUGAAAUAAUCACGGAACAGUGUAAAAAAGUUGGAGAAAUGGCUUAUUUUACUAACUGGUAUCGUUUACCUCAUAAAACUGCCCUUGGUAUGGUGCUAAUAAUAUCAAGAUCCAGUGCUGUGAUUAAAAUUACUGCUGGAAAAUUGAUUCACCUUUCUUUAAUGACAUUUGGUGAUGUAAUUAAAACAUCUGCGGCAUAUCUGAAUAUACUUCGUACUAUAACCAUCGCAUAUGCACAUAUUAACAACAAUGUUAUCGAAGCAACGAGUCCGAUGACACCGUCGUCGUGCCGUCGUAUGGUCACCAUGUGUCGGUCGGUGACUGAAGAUCUCCAUGAUCACAGCGUGCAAUUAAAUCGAUGGUUCCUAAAGCCAAUAGGCGCGUGGCCGCGAUUCUCCAGUUCGACGGGCCACGAGAAAGCGAUGUCUCGCGCUCUGAUAGUCACUUGCUUUUCCUUGAUAGCCUUCACCGUGAUACCAUGCGCGUUGAACGUUCUUUUUGAAGAGAAAAAUAUCGAACUGAAACUCAGAGCGAUCGGUCCGCUGAGUCACUGGCUUAUGGGUGGUAUAAAUUAUUGCUCUCUAUUGCUGCGCAGCGCUGACAUACGGCGAUGCGUGCGGCACAUGAGGAUGGAUUGGCAGAUCAUCAGGCGAUCGGAGGAUCGUGAGAUCAUGGCAAGAAAUGCGAAGCUGGGUCGAUUCGUGGCGGGUUUCUGCGCGAUAUGCAUGCACGGCGGUGUGUUCGCUUACAGCAUCGUGUCGGGAAUGACGACGGUAAUGAUGCCGAUUGACGAAAAUCGGAGCGUAGAAAUGCUACAGCUACCCUGUCCUUCGUACAGCAAAUUUGUAGACGCCAGAUUCAGCCCGGCGAACGAGAUCGUCCUUGUGAUGCAGCUCAUUUCGGGUUUUAUAGUGAAUUCCACUACCGUCGGUGCUUGCAGUUUGGCUGCAGUUUUCGCUAUGCAUGCGUGUGGCCAGCUCGAUAUUUUGAUCUUACGUCUGUACAGACUCGUCGAAGGUGAUGGAAAGAAAAGAGGUGAAUCGGCUCAAAAGAGACUGGCCGAAAUCGUGGAUCAUCAUCUGCGUGUUUUAAGAUUUAUAGCACGUAUCGAAGACGUAAUGCAUCAAGUAUGUCUGGUAGAAUUAGUGGGAUGUACAUUUAAUUUAUGUAUGCUUGGAUAUUACUCCAUUACGUGGUGGAAUAAGAUAGAUAGGAAGAGCAUCGCGGCAUACAUUGUCGUUUACAUAUCCAUGAGUUUUAAUAUUUUUAUAUUCUGCUAUAUAGGUGAAAUAUUAACGCAACAGUGUAAAAAAGUCGGCGAAAUAGCAUAUAUGACGGAUUGGUAUCGCUUACCUCAUAAAACAGCACUUGGUUUGAUUCUGGUUAUAUCAAGAUCGAGUGUUGUAAUUAAAAUAACCGCAGGAAAAUUAAUUCAACUUUCUAUCGCAACUUUUAGUGACGUGAGUACAACAAAUAUCUUUUUGAAAGCACUUUUAAUAAAUUACUAUCAUUUCAGGUUAUUAAAACGUCUCUUGUCUACCUCAAUAUGUUACGAACUGUUACAACAUAAAUCUGUGAAUGUAAUAUAAGAAAUUCUCGAUAUUUGUUUACUUGUAUAGCAUUUUUAAAAUAAAAGCACUU
This is a messenger RNA of Pogonomyrmex barbatus (red harvester ant), 2873 nucleotides long. Its product is annotated as odorant receptor 10-like. The record is from RefSeq and is a predicted model, not a curated record. Gene Ontology annotation, cellular component: plasma membrane. Lineage: Eukaryota; Metazoa; Arthropoda; Insecta; Hymenoptera; Formicidae. Gene Ontology annotation, molecular function: olfactory receptor activity; odorant binding. Gene Ontology annotation, biological process: sensory perception of smell; detection of chemical stimulus involved in sensory perception of smell.